AACCGUAUCCUUAAAUAGCUGUCCAAACCAAACUAUCUUUUAUACCUUUUCCCCUUUUUUGUGCCUUUAGCUUUCAUUUUGCACACGCAAGAACAAAUUGCUUAAUUUGCAUCUCUUUAAUAACCAAAACAAAGAAGAAAUCUUCACUAAACAAAAACAAAAAAUGGUGAAAGACAGGACAAUUGGUGUAGCAAUGGAUUUCUCUCAGAGUAGCAAAACAGCUUUGAAAUGGGCAAUUGAUAACUUGGCUGAUAAAGAUGACACUUUUUACAUAAUUCACAUCAAGAAUCAUUCUUCUAAUGAGUCACGUAAUAAGCUAUGGGCUCAAUCCGGUUCUCCUUUGAUUCCGUUGGUGGAGUUUAGGGAGCCAGAAGUAUUGGAGAAAUAUGAUGUGGAGAUUGAUAUUGAACUUCUUGAUAUGCUUGAUACUGCUUCUAGGCAGAAAGAGAUAAAAGUUGUAACCAAAUUGUAUUGGGGAGAUGCAAGGGAGAGACUGUGUGAAGCUGUUGAAGAUCUGAAGUUGAAUUGUUUGGUUAUGGGUAGUAGAGGCCUUACUACCCUCCAAAGGAUAUUUAUGGGAAGUGUGACCAAUUAUGUAAUGUCUCAUGCAACCUGCCCUGUCACUGUAGUCAAGGAUCCUGAUUUCCACAAGCAUUGAUCAAGAAUUAUGGGUUGAAUAAGAUGAAAAUUGUAAAAUGUUUUUAUUUUUCUAUUGUUUCUGGUUUCAAUAACUAAUGAGAAAAUGAUGGCUUGUUCUUAUUUAUCUGAUA
Molecule: messenger RNA, 770 nt
Organism: Solanum dulcamara
Lineage: Eukaryota; Viridiplantae; Streptophyta; Magnoliopsida; Solanales; Solanaceae
Product: universal stress protein PHOS32-like
Exons: 4
Coding region: 164-658 (164 amino acids)
Source: RefSeq, a predicted model, not a curated record